CUCUUCUUCUUCAAAUUAAACGGGAAAAGCAGAGAAAGAAGUCCGCUAACGGGAGCUCACCUCGGAUCAUCGCAGGCUUCUUCUCUUUCUUCUCAGCCUCCACUCCUUUUCGAUUCUCUUGCAUUCACUACCAACCCGCAAACAUGCAGUUAAUAGACCGAGAAAGGUAGAAUAAACAAACACCGAAAUCUCAAAGCGUCUUUUUCGUCUUUUUCUGGUUUACAUUUGCUCUGUAGCUUCCUUCUUGGAUUCCUGAAGCUUCCUCCUACUGUCUUCGCGCCUUCUGAUCUUUUCCUUCGUUGUUCUGAUAUAACACGCUUGUUCUCAAUGGAGAAAACGCUACUUUUUUAGGUACUUAUUUAGAAAGGAAAAAAAAUAAUAAUAAGAAGAAGAAAGAGGAUAAGCAGGAGGAGAAAAACUGGAGGGUUUGGAUCCAGAGGGAAGGUGGUGAUGGAGAGUUACUUGAAUGAGAAUUUUGGAGGAGUGAAGCCUAAGCACUCCUCCGAGGAAGUGUUGCAGAAAUGGAGGAAUCUUUGUGGAGUGGUGAAGAACCCAAAGCGGAGGUUUCGAUUCACUGCAAAUCUAUCAAAGCGUUACGAAGCCGCUGCUAUGCGCCGAACCAAUCAGGAGAAGUUGAGGAUUGCAAUUCUUUCUGACAACUCAUCUCUAAAUUUCUGCAGGUGUAUCUCAAGUGACUAUAAAGUACCAGAGGAAGUCAAAGCUGCUGGAUUUGAUAUAUGUGCGGAUGAGCUAGGAUCCAUAGUUGAAGGCCAUGAUGUAAAGAAACUAAAGUUUCAUGAUGGAGUGUCCGGAAUUGCAAAAAAGCUUUCCGCGUCAACGACAAGCGGGCUUACAACAGAAGGGGAUCUAUUCCAUCGCAGGCAAGAGGUUUUUGGAAUCAACAAGUUUGCUGAGACUGAAUCUAGAAGCUUUUGGGUGUUUGUUUGGGAAGCUCUUCAUGACAUGACUCUUAUGAUCCUUGGUGUGUGUGCUUUUGUAUCUCUCAUCGUUGGCCUAGCAAUGGAAGGAUGGCCAAAGGGAGCUCAUGAUGGUCUUGGUAUUGUUGCAAGUAUCCUCUUGGUUGUGUUUGUGACUGCAACAAGUGAUUACCGCCAAUCCUUACAGUUCAAGGAUUUGGACAAGGAGAAAAAGAAGAUUACUAUUCAGGUCACAAGAAAUGGAUUCAGGCAGAAAAUGUCCAUAUAUGAUUUGCUUCCUGGUGACAUUGUUCAUCUUGCAAUUGGAGAUCAAGUUCCUGCAGAUGGGCUUUUUGUUUCAGGGUUUUCUGUGGUUAUUGAUGAAUCAAGUUUGACGGGUGAGAGUGAACCGGUAAUGGUGAAUGCUGAAAAUCCUUUUCUGCUUUCUGGAACCAAGGUUCAAGAUGGGUCAUGCAAGAUGAUGGUCACCACUGUUGGGAUGAGGACUCAGUGGGGGAAAUUGAUGGCAACUCUUAGUGAAGGGGGUGAUGAUGAAACUCCGUUGCAGGUGAAAUUGAACGGAGUUGCAACCAUUAUUGGGAAGAUAGGCCUUUUCUUUGCUGUUGUGACUUUUGCCGUUUUGGUGCAAGGAUUAUUUACCCGGAAACUGCAAGAGGGGACUCAUUGGAGCUGGGCUGGGGAUGAGGCACUACAGUUGUUGGAGUAUUUUGCUAUUGCAGUUACAAUUGUUGUUGUUGCAGUUCCAGAAGGUCUUCCAUUGGCUGUCACUCUUAGUCUUGCCUUUGCCAUGAAGAAGAUGAUGAAUGACAAAGCUCUUGUCCGGCACCUUGCAGCUUGUGAGACUAUGGGAUCAGCAACUAGUAUUUGCAGUGACAAAACUGGGACUUUAACAACCAAUCACAUGACGGUGGUAAAAUCCUGCAUUUGCAUGGAUAUCAAGGAAGUAGAAAAUAAAGGUCCAAACUUGAGUUUUGAAAUCUCAGAUUCUGCUCGAAAAAUUCUGCUGCAAUCAAUAUUCAAUAACACUGGGGGUGAAGUUGUGGUUAACAAAGACGAGAAACUUGAGAUUCUGGGAACACCCACAGAGACUGCUAUACUAGAGUUUGGACUGUCUCUUGGUGGAGAUUUCUUGGCUGAGAGACAAGCAUACAAAAUUAUUAAAGUUGAGCCUUUCAACUCUACAAAGAAAAGGAUGGGGGUGGUACUGGAGCUCCCGGAAGGAGGUCUACGAGCCCACUGCAAAGGUGCUUCGGAAAUAGUUUUGGCUGCUUGUGAUAAGGUGCUUAUUUCAAAUGGUGAGGUUGUUCCCCUUGAUGAAGUAUCCUUGAACCAUCUAAAUGUUACCAUCAAUCAGUUUGCAAGUGAGGCUCUUCGAACUCUUUGUCUUGCAUAUAUGGACCUGAAGAAUGGAUUCUCUCCAGAAGAUCCUAUUCCUCUUUCAGGGUAUACAUGUAUAGGAAUUGUGGGUAUAAAAGACCCUGUUCGUCCUGGUGUCAAAGAAUCUGUAGCAGUCUGCCGUGCAGCUGGUAUCACCGUGCGGAUGGUUACAGGAGAUAACAUAAAUACUGCAAAAGCUAUAGCUAGGGAAUGCGGGAUUCUCACUGAUGAUGGUAUUGCUAUUGAAGGUCCAGAUUUCCGAGAGAAGACUCAAGAGCAAUUGCUUGAAUUAAUUCCUAAGAUUCAGGUGAUGGCUCGAUCUGCCCCAAUGGAUAAGCAUACUCUCGUAAAGCACUUGCGAACAACCUUUGAUGAAGUUGUUGCAGUGACUGGUGAUGGAACUAAUGAUGCUCCUGCACUUCAUGAAGCAGAUAUUGGACUUGCAAUGGGCAUUGCUGGAACUGAGGUGGCUAAGGAGAGUGCUGAUGUUAUCAUUCUGGAUGACAAUUUCACCACAAUUGCAACUGUGGCCAAGUGGGGACGUUCCGUUUACAUAAACAUUCAAAAGUUUGUACAGUUCCAGCUAACAGUAAAUGUGGUUGCAUUGAUUGUUAACUUCUCUUCAGCCUGUCUCACAGGAAGUGCUCCUCUCACAGCUGUUCAGUUAUUGUGGGUCAAUAUGAUUAUGGAUACUCUGGGAGCACUUGCGUUAGCAACAGAACCUCCAAAUGAUGAACUGAUGAAGCGCUCUCCUGUUGGAAGGAGAGGAAAUUUUAUCAGCAAUGCCAUGUGGAGGAAUAUCUUAGGACAAUCUCUUUAUCAGUUUAUCAUCAUAUGGUGUCUUCAGGCAAAAGGAAAGGCAUACUUUGGUCUUGAUGGACCCGAUUCUGAUCUGAUCUUGAACACACUUAUCUUCAACUCCUUCGUUUUCUGUCAGAUCUUCAAUGAAAUAAGCUCACGUGAGAUGGAGGAAAUCAAUGUCUUUAGAGGAAUCUUAGAUAACUAUGUGUUUGUGGGUGUUCUCGGCUGCACAGUGUUGUUCCAGAUCAUAAUCAUUGAGUUCCUGGGCACAUUUGCAAACACAUCACCUCUUACUUCCUCACAGUGGUUCGCGAGUGUCUUCGUUGGCUUCUUGGGCAUGCCAAUUUCUGCUAUUUUGAAGAUGUUUCCGGCAUAGAAAAGAGCCAGGAGGACUAUCUUUCUGAAGUACCCUUAAGAUGAUGCCUAAGCUCAGGUACAGAAGCUUCUGAGACACCUCCUUAAAAUGGUAGAUUUGUGAAGUGAAGAAACACUAACAGUCAGGGUAGAAUUAUCAUGAAAAAGAAGCAUCAACAACUUGGGAUCUUUUUACUGUCUUUCACAUACACUUUCUUCUGCGUUGUCUAAUUAAUGCUAAAAAAAUUUCAAGCAUUAUUCUGGAUUGGUAACUGUAGGAUGAGAACAAGGUUCCUUAAAUUUUGUAAGUUUUGUUCCACAUAUAUAUGGAAAUCUCUCUUUUUUUUCUUCUCA
Messenger RNA from Carica papaya (papaya), 3824 nucleotides. Lineage: Eukaryota; Viridiplantae; Streptophyta; Magnoliopsida; Brassicales; Caricaceae. The record is from RefSeq and is a predicted model, not a curated record.